Messenger RNA from Phasianus colchicus (ring-necked pheasant), 1130 nucleotides. The record is from RefSeq and is a predicted model, not a curated record. Lineage: Eukaryota; Metazoa; Chordata; Aves; Galliformes; Phasianidae.
AUGGCCGUCUGCCAACCAGGCCAAAAUGGCCGCCAACAGGAAGCCAAGAUGGCCAACAACCGGAAAACAAGAUGCCUGCCAACAGGCCAAGAUGGCCACCAACAGGAAGCCAAGAUGGCCGACUGUCCACCAAGCCAAGAUGGCCGCCAACAGGAAGCCAAGAUGGCCGCCUGCCCACCAAGCCAAGAUGGCUGCCAACAGGAAGCCAAGAUGGCUGCCACUAUCAGGGCAAGACGGCUGACAACAGCAAACCAAGAUGGCAGCCAGCCCACUAAGCCAAAAUGGCCACCAGUAGGAAACCAAGAUGGCCGCCUGACCGCCAUGCCAACAUGGCUGACAACAGGAAGCCAAGAUGGCCACCAACAAGAAACCAAGAUGGCCGCCACCAGGAAACCAAGAUGGCUGCCAGCCCACCAAGCCAAGAUGGCCACCAGUAGGAAACCAAGAUGGCCGCUUGACCGCCAUGCCAAGAUGGCUGCCAACAGGAAGCCAAGAUGGCUGCCAACAGGAAACAAAGACGGCUGCCAUCCCACAAAACCAAGAUGGCUGCCACCUGGAAACCAAGAUGGCUACCCCCAUACAACAAAAACAAGAUGGCUGCUCCCAUACGGCAAGAUGGCAGCCCCCUGCAAACCAAGAUGUCUGCCCCCAUAGGACAAGAACCAGAUGACUGCACCCUCCAAACUAAGAUGGCUGCCCCCAUAGGGCAAGAUGGCAGCCCCCUGCAAACCAAAAUGGCUGUCCCCAUAAAGGAAGAACAAGAUGGCUGCACCUUCCAAACCAAGACGGCUGCCCCCGUAAGGAAACAGCAAGAUGGCUGCACCCUGCAAACCAAGAUGGCUGCCCCCAUAGGGCAAUACCAAGAUGGCUGCCCUCAUAGAGCAAGAUAGCAGCCCUCUGCAAACCAAGAUGGCCGCCCCCAUAGGGCAAGAGCAAGAUGGCUGCACCCUCCAAACCAAGAUGGCUGCUCCCAUAAGGCAAGAACAAGAUGGCUGCACCCUGCAAACCAAGAUGGCUGCCCCCAUAGGGCAAUACCACGAUGGUUGCCCUCAUAGAGCAAGAUAGCAGCCCUCUGCAAACCAAGAUGGCCGCCCCCAUAGGGCAAGACCAAGAUGGCUGCACCCUCCAAA